AUGGCUCCUUCACCUGCAAAACUUUCUGGGUUUCAUCGUCAAGAUCAUAACUGGUAUAGUGACGCUGGAUUGCCCAGCGAUAUUACCCUAUCAAUUGACGGUGUCAAUUUCCAUCUUCAUAAGUUUCCUCUUGUUUCAAAAUGUGGAAAAAUCGCGCGGAAAUAUGACGAUUUCAAGAAUUCGAAUGAGAAGAAUCUGACAAUGGUGUUGGAAGAAUUUCCUGGGGGUUCUGAGAUUUUCUUGAUUGUGGCUAAAUUCUGUUAUGGGUUUCGUGUGGAGUUGACGGCAAAAAAUGUGGUAUUGGUCCACUGUGCCGCGGAGUAUCUUGAAAUGACGGAGGAAUACGAAGAAUCGAACUUGUUGACGAAAUCGGAGAGUUUUUUUCACAAGAAUAUAUUGCGCAACUGGAAAGAUUGUAUUUUGGCCCUCCAGAGUUCUGAGCCUAUUCUAUCGAGAGUUGAAAAUCUUCAUUUAGUGGAUAAGUGUUUAAACGCGCUAUCGAUGAUGGCUUGCACGGACCCGAGUUUAUUUGGAUGGCCGAUGAUGAUGUAUGGGAGUUUUCAGAGCCCUGGCGGAAGCAUUCUUUGGAACGGUAUAAAUACUGGUGCUAGAAUUCGAACCUCGGAAUCUGAGUGGUGGUUUGAAGAUAUCUCGUAUCUCAGCGUCAGUUUGUUUGAGAGACUUAUUAAGACGAUGCGAGCGAGAGGUAUGAGACCUGAAAGCCUAGCAGGAGCCAUAAUGUAUUAUUCUAGGAAGCACUUGCCAGGUCUAGGUCGGUGGCAGGGUAGACAAGGCGGAAAAACAAGAACAGUUGCGAGCUUUAGCUUGACGCCUGCUAGUGCUGCUAUUGAUCAAAAGGAUCUUUUGGAAAGCAUCGAGAAACUUCUUCCUCAAAAGAAGGGAAAAUCGUUUUGCCGUUUCCUACUCGGACUUCUUCGUGUAGCUUCGAUAUUGAAUGUCAGUGAAACUUGCAAGGAGUCUUUAGAGAGGAGAAUAGGGAUGCAAUUGGAACUGGCAACAUUAGAUAGUCUUCUCAUCCCAGCUUAUGCAGAUUCCGAUGCUUUAUAUAACACAGACUGUAUCGAACAUAUAGUCCAUCAUUUUGUUCUUACGGAAUCAAAUUUAUCCGCCUUUUCUCCUUCAUCACUCGAUCCACAAGCAUCGUCGUCAUCUGAAUCAUUAAGGAAAGUUGCGAAGCUGAUUGAUAGCUAUAUUGCCGAAAUUGCAUCUGAUGUCAAUUUAAAACCAGGAAAGUUACGCUCGCUUGCACAGGCCCUGCCUGAGUCGUCAAGAUCAUUACAUGACGGAAUCUACAGGGCACUAGACAUAUAUUUCAAGGCUCAUCCUUGGCUCUCUGAUAAUGAGAAGGAAGAACUAUCUAACAUCAUUGACUAUCAAAAACUCUCAAUCCAUGCUUGUGCUCAUGCAUCCCAAAAUGAAAGGUUACCCCUAAGAGUUGUUCUUCAAGUGUUAUUCUUCGAACAGCAACAUUUGAGAACAUCAUUAGCCGGAUGUGUCAAUGCUUUAGGCGGUGAUAGCGCUCCAGCUCCAGCAGCUCAUGUCACCGCUCGAGGUGAUACCGCCAGCGAAAUUGUACAGAGAGACGGAUGGGUUGCUGUUGUGCGCGAAAAUCAGGUUUUGAAAAAGGAUAUGGAUAGAAUGAGUACUAGAGUUGGAGAACUCGUAGAGGAAUUCACUAAAAUAAAACAGGAAAUGAAAACCGUAACAAAAUCUCACAGUGCACGCGAUUCUCCUCGGUUAUUCACAAGGAAAUUCGGAUGCAAACUUGUUCCUAGAUUCUCAGAUGUUCAACCAGAGUCCCUUGAUCGUUCGUUAUGCACACCAAGAGCAUCCAUCGAGUGGGCACGCCGUUCUCAUAAAUCUAGACACACCGAAAGUUUUUCUUGA
Molecule: messenger RNA, 1908 nt
Organism: Lathyrus sativus (Indian pea)
Lineage: Eukaryota; Viridiplantae; Streptophyta; Magnoliopsida; Fabales; Fabaceae
Source: the annotation of a GenBank genome assembly